This is a messenger RNA of Macadamia integrifolia, 3622 nucleotides long. Its product is annotated as pentatricopeptide repeat-containing protein At5g02830, chloroplastic. NCBI's taxonomy places the organism in Eukaryota, Viridiplantae, Streptophyta, Magnoliopsida, Proteales, Proteaceae. The record is from RefSeq and is a predicted model, not a curated record. Gene Ontology annotation, molecular function: protein binding. The transcript has 12 exons. Bases 671 to 3433 code for a protein of 920 amino acids.
ACCAGUCUCCGGCGAACAAUCGCCCAACUCCGACAAUGGCAGCGAUCCACUCAGCGUCAACAUAUUUCAUAUCCAACAUCUCCUUUGUCCUUUCAUAUCUAAGCUAGUUACUCAUGAAGCUUUACUAGGGUAUUUCUUGAUCACUGGAACACUUUUUUCCUUCAUCUGCAACAUUCUCUUUGAAAUUUCUGAAACCCUAGAAACACCAGAAGCUUUCUUAUAAGCUAGGUUUGGUCUUGAAUCGAGACUAGCCAUAUCCUAGAUUUUUCAACAUUCCCAAACCCAAUUGAAGCUACUGCUUAUAUGUAACUUUAGAACUUGAAUCUAAAUAUAAUAAUUAUAUCUACAACUUCCUGAAGCACUAUUCGAUUCUUCUCAUCCAAUGCCAUGAAUUGUGAGCUUAAAUUAAUUUUCUUACUACAAUCAUCAAAACCCUAACAACGGAGAACCGCGUCGGAAUUGAGAUUGGACUGGAGGGAGAUGAAGGAUACGGAAAACGGGUAGUGGGUUUAUGGAUGUGGUUUUUGGUUAGUAGAUCCCCCAACCGUUGGAUUGGAAUGUGGUCGCACACUCAUUGGAGCUCAUUGGGCCAUCUCUUUGAUUGGAGACGAUCCCGAACCGUCUUGGUUCCAAUUUUGUUCCCAUAGAACACCAGAACCACUCCCCCAGAAUGGAACCAAACAUGACCAUAGUGACCUCCACCACCACACUACCACAGUCCACAAGAUCGAAAUACCCGCCUUUCAAAUUCGAUCCUGAGGCCACUAUAAAAACCCAAAGUCUUCAAAGUUCAAACAGUAAACGGUUGGCCAAAGAUCUAGGAAUGAGAGAGCUCGUUAUCGUUGGCUCUUCCCUUCUUCUCCCUCCAAACCCAACUCCUUCCCAUCGCUAUCCUAUCAGCAGCAAGUACAAGCCCUCACCCCUCAGUUCAAUCUCUCAUUCUCCCGCAAAAUCAACAUGUUUGUCUCCCGAUCGUACCGCCGGCGCCGAUGCCGGUACCAGGCCUGCGCGUACUCCUCUGCUCAUGAACGUCGGUCAGGAUCUGACGCGACAAGGGAGACAUCUGAAAUACUAUGCGGACCUUGCGUCGAAGCUUGUCGAGGAUGGCAGGCUUGAAGACUUCUUGAUGAUUGCGGAGAGCGUUUUGGUUUCAGGUUCUGAGACGGAAACUUUGCAGUUUGCUGCUUCGUUGAAUAUCAAGCUCGUCUCUGCCGGAAUCCUGCGUUUUCUUCGUCAGGGAAGGGUACAGACUGUUGUGGAGUUUCUGAAUAAGGUCCAGAAGCUAGGACUUUCUCCGUCGGCCCUGUUUGAUGAAUCCGCAAAGGAGUUCCUGACGCUAGAAUGUCGUAGACUUUUAGAAGCCGGUAAACUGGAGGAAUUUGUUGAUUUGAUGGACAUUCUCGCCGGUUUCCAGUUCUGUAUUAAAGAAUUUAUCGACCCACUUGAAAUUGUAGCUAUGUGCACUGAGAAACGUAACCCUCAUUUGGCUGUAAGGUACGUAAGUAUGCUUCCAGAUGCACAUGUUUUGUUCAGUUCCAUCAUUCAUGAAUUUGGAAAGAGACAGGAUCUGGCAUCUGCUUUGAUUGCAUAUGAAGCUUCAAGGAGCAAGUCAGACAAGCCUAAUAUGUAUGCAUGUCGCACUAUAAUUGAUGUUUGUGGUGUCUGUGGUGACUCUUUAAGAUCUCGAUACAUUUACAAGGACUUACUCGCUCAGAAGGUCAUCCCCAAUACUUAUGUUUUCAACAGUCUCAUGAAUGUCAAUGCCAAUGAUUUGAAUCACACCUUAUAUGUCUACAAGCAAAUGCAAAGCCUAGGUGUUAUUGCAGAUGUGGCGUCUUAUAAUAUACUCUUAAAGGCAUGCUCUCUUGCUGAAAGAGUCGAUUUGGCACAAGAAAUUUACAAGGAAAUAAAGCAUAUGGCAUCAAAAGGGGCACUGAAAUUGGAUGUCAUCACAUACAGCACUAUUGUUAAGGUCUUUGCAGAUGCAAAAAUGUGGCAAAUGGCUCUGAAAGUCAAAGAAGACAUGCUUUUGUCUGGUGUUACUCCAAAUUUAGUUACAUGGUCUUCAUUGAUCAAUGCAUUUGCCAAUGCAGGUCUUGUAGAGAAGGCGAUUCAAGUAUUUGAAGAGAUGCUCCUUGCAGGUUCUGAGCCUAAUACACAGUGUUGCAACAUUCUUCUUCAUGCUUGUGUUGAGGCAUGUCAGUAUGACAGAGCUUUUCGUAUGUUCCAGUCUUGGAAGGAGAGUGGGGUCUGGAAGAUUUGUGAUACAAAAUUAAGUAAUGGCAAGAUGCACAAUCUAGUUACUAGGCAGACAGAUAAUGCGAGUGAAGAUUGUGAUAUGCCAGGUGGUGUCUCUGAUCCACAUCAUUCGAAUUUCAUUAAACCGUUUCCCUUUGCACCUACAACCACGACAUAUAAUAUUUUGAUGAAGGCCUGUGGUACUGAUUACUACCGUGCUAAAGCUUUGAUGGAGGAGAUGAAGACAGCAGGUCUCUCUCCCAAUCACAUUAGCUGGACAAUAUUGAUUGAUAUUGGUGGAAACUCUGGAAAUGCUGGGGGUGCUAUGCAGGCUCUGAAAACUAUGCAAGAUGCUGGAAUUAAACCUGAUGUUGUUGCAUACACGUCAGCCAUCAAGGCUUGUGUAGAAAACAAAAAGUUGGAGAUCGCAUUUUUAUUAUUCGAAGAAAUGAAAAGGCAUAGAUUAAAACCAAAUUUGGUGACAUAUAAUACACUUCUAAGAGCCCGUAGCAGAUAUGGUUCCGUACAAGAAGUACAGCAAUGCCUGGCUAUAUAUCAAGAUAUGCGGAAAGCAGGGUACAAUUCCAAUGACUAUUACCUCAAGCAAUUAAUUGAGGAGUGGUGUGAAGGAGUAAUACAGGAUAGCAAUCAAAAUCAAGGCCUACUGGCCUCAGGAAGUUCUUCUAUCAAAACUGAUCUAAAGAAACCUCAAAGUUUUCUUCUUGAAAAAGUUGCUGGUCACUUGCAAAAGGAUAUCACUGAGAGCCUCAUGAUGGAUCUUCGAGGCCUUACCAAGGUUGAAGCUCGUAUUGUUGUUCUGGCAGUUUUGUGGAUGAUCAAAGAGAGCUGCGCUCUAGGAAAUCCAAUCAAAGAUGACAUGAACAUCAUUCUAGGAACCAAGGGAAAAGGUCCGGGCACAAACCAUGUUUCUGAGGUGCAGGAUGCAGUAAUCAAACUUCUGCAGAAUGAACUGGGUUUAGAAGUCAUCCUGGAAGGACCUAGAAUUCCAAUUACUAGAAAUGAUUUUGGAAGCCCUUUCACUCUAGACAUGAACAAUGAAAAUCAGGUGAACAACAGGCUGCCCAUUGACUUUGAACCCAUGGCCAGAAGACCUGCAGUUUUACAAAGGCUAAAGGUUACAAGGAAGUCAUUGUAUCACUGGUUGCAGAGAAGAGUAGGUGUCAUUAGAAGAUAAGUAACGCACUACAUCCUCCAAAUCCAAUUUUGCAUGUAUAUUUGUGCUAUAUUUUUGUAUUUUAUUGUUAUACAAAUUCUGAAGCAGAACAAGCUCACUACAUUGUAAUAUUCACAGAUACCCUACGUCAUUGGAAAUAGUAUCUGUACAGCUGAUGCUGCGAAUUAGAAAAGAAAACUGUUUUUCUUC